UCCACCUCUAGCAGAUAUUGAAAGUGAAAACUGUCGACGGAAUAAAUUUAAUUAGCUAAACUCGUUCAAAAACAACAUAUUUAUCAGUCACCAAAAACAAACUAUACACUAAAAUGUGCGGCGGUUUUACCUGCUCGAAAAACGCGCUAAUUGCGCUCAACAUUUUGUAUGUGAUGAUUGGGUUCCUGCUGAUUGGAGUGGGCGUGUACGCGCGUGCCGCCUCCAUCGUGACCAACCUGCCGAUUGUGGGCGGGAUCCUCGCUUGCGGCGUCAUCCUCAUCUGCAUAUCAAUGCUGGGACUGGCAGGAGCCGUCAAGCACCACCAAGUGAUGCUCUUCUUCUACAUGAUCAUUCUGUUCAUGCUGUUCCUGAUCCAGUUCUCCAUUGCCAGUUCCUGUUUGGCCGUCAAUUCCGAGCAGCAGCAGCAGUUCGCCGAACAAGGAUGGAUGACGGUGCCCACGGAGUUGCGCAAACAGGUGCAGGACAGUCUGAAAUGCUGCGGAUUCAAUGCCACUGGACCGAGCACAAGUUCCGUUCUGCCCCCGCCAGAUGAACCCUCGUGUGAGCGGAUCAAUCUGCAGUGCUGUGCCCACUCCUCAGAGGCGGACUGUCGUUGCGAACCAUGCGGGCCCCUGCUGGAGGACAAGAUCGACUACGCCUUCAAGCUAUGCGGCGGUCUGGGCAUUUUCUUCAGCUUCACUGAGUUCGUUGGCGUUUGGCUAACAGUUCGCUAUCGCAAUCAGAAGGAUCCGCGUGGCUUGCCCAGCGCCUUUCUCUAAAUUGAACGCUAGUCGAGAAAAAGAAAAACAUUACCCAGAUACAGAAACAUCCAAAAUUAUUUAGUGCAUGUAUAUCUGCCCUGUCUCUGCUAAAUGUUUGGUGUUGCGAUUGAAGAUUUCAUGAGCUCUUGGGGCCCACAUACCAUAUAUACAAGCAUCCUUUAUAUUUAUACCAUCUACAGAUACAUUAUACAUAUAUAUUUAAUCACAUUGCCGCAGAACUAUGUACGUAAUGUGUUAGUUCGUAAUUGAUAUACAACUUUAGACAUAUAUACAUAUUAUAGAGAGAUAUAUAUAGGAGGAGAGAGCUACGCGUUUAACCCAUAUAUACGAACCCGAAAGCAAGCAAUCAGCAAAGAAACAUAUUUCCAUUUACUCUCAACACACUUUCUUUAACACUUCCCAAAAAAAAUUGAACUCACUUUUGACUGCCUUCUCUUUGACUAAGCAUAAACUCAACAAGUGGCCAAGGGUUUUGGCCGUUUUCCUGGCGCGUCGCUACCGCAAUCAACACGAUCCCUGCUAUCUUCCUGCCCGCGCCGUUUUUCCACAUGAUUACUUAUAUUGAACGGGCUGAACACUGCAUCCUGGAAGUGAAACAUUUUAGUCAAAGGGACGAAGGCUGAAUUUUUAUUUUUACAACGCGUUUCCUAGCAAAAAUCGAAUCCAAACUCGAACAAGAGAUUAAUCUCCGGAGAAGGAGAAAAUGGAGGAGGAGUUUUAAAUGUGCUCAACACUGCUGCUAUUUAAGAACAAAUUCAUUUUACCACAAUAUUUACUUUAAUUGCACAAAGUUAAUUAAUUUUUAAAAACUCCAAUUGAGAUUAUGUUUAGCUGUAACAUUGUAAUUUAAGUUAAACUGUUUGAAAUACCUUAGUUAGCUCUUAAUGCCUUCUUUUGCAACUCGCAACAAUCAUAAACGACUCGACGUGACUCGACUUUAAACUACUGUACCACUACGAGACAAACAUUUCAACAACCUGAUCUUAAUGUAGGACUUACAACAAAGUCAACAAUUGUAACUAGCAACGUAAUAAGUAUACAUCAACCUAUAUACAAAAGUAAUUGCAUUAUUGCCCAGAAGGCGUAUAAACGAUACUCUAAAUGUUAGUUGUGUGUUAAACUUUAAACUAGCGAAAAAAUGGCCACAAAAUAACAAAAAAAAAAGAGUAACCCUCUAAGCAUACAUGUCAACAAUUAUACAAGUCUAUAUAGAUAAACCUACACAUAAGAAAACUGCUUCUUCGAAAUUUUCACUCCUUUUCCGCACUUGCUCGACUUUCUCUGCAGCUUUUCCUUCUCGACUUUCACCCUCGCAACAAGCCACCAAGAACAAAAACAAACACUUCUCACCCGACGCAACUUUUCCUCUUUGCACACAUCACACUCAUAUGGAAAUAGUUUUCCCAGCAGUUUCCUUUCUAUUUUCCUUUCGAGCGACAAAUAAUCCAUUAGAAAAUAUUCUCUGUAUUCUGUGCUGUGAUUGAAGUAAAUAUGAUCUUUAAAAAACAAAAGCAAAACCCAAA
Molecule: messenger RNA, 2305 nt
Organism: Drosophila gunungcola (fruit fly)
Lineage: Eukaryota; Metazoa; Arthropoda; Insecta; Diptera; Drosophilidae
Gene: Tsp97E
Product: tetraspanin-13
Exons: 5
Coding region: 114-779 (221 amino acids)
Cellular component (GO): membrane
Source: RefSeq, a predicted model, not a curated record